CCUUCCUUCUGAUGUCUCCUUCCUUGGGUUGUGUUUUCUGGACAGAGGACAAGAUUUGGACAUCAGUGCAGCACAACAACACAGAGCUGACCCGGGUGCGGGGUGCUGACCCAGAGAAGCCCUACACCAUGGCCUUGGAUUAUGGCGGCAGCAUGGAACAGCUGGAAGCCAUGAUUGACGGCUCUGAGCACUGUGAGCAGGAGGUAGCCUACCACUGCAGAAGGUCCCGCCUGCUCAACACGCCAGAUGGAACACCAUUUACCUGGUGGAUUGGGCGGUCUAAUGAAAGGCACCCUUACUGGGGAGGUGCCCCUCCUGGGGUCCAGCAGUGUGAAUGUGGCCUGGAUGAGAGUUGCCUGGACAUUCGACACUUCUGCAAUUGCGAUGCUGACAAGGAUGAAUGGACAAAUGAUACUGGCUUUCUUUCCUUCAAAGACCACUUGCCUGUCACUCAGAUAGUUAUCACUGAUACCAACAGAUCAAACUCAGAAGCUGCUUGGAGAAUUGGUCCCUUGCGUUGCUAUGGUGACCGGCACUUCUGGAAUGCGGUAUCAUUUUACACAGAAGCCUCUUACCUCCACUUUCCCACCUUCCAUGCGGAGUUCAGUGCUGAUAUUUCCUUCUUUUUCAAAACCACGGCUUUAUCGGGAGUUUUCCUAGAAAACCUUGGCAUUAAAGACUUCAUCCGACUUGAAAUAAGCUCUCCGUCUGAGAUCACUUUUGCCAUUGACGUUGGGAAUGGCCCUGUAGAGCUCAUAGUUCACUCUCCUUCUCUUCUGAAUGACAACCAAUGGCAUUACGUCCGGGCUGAAAGGAACCUCAAGGAGACUUCACUCCAGGUGGACAGCCUCCCAAGGAUGACCAGGGAGACUUCAGAGGAGGGCCACUUCCGGUUGCAGCUGAACAGCCAGCUCUUUGUAGGGGGAACAUCAUCAAGACAGAAAGGCUUCCUAGGAUGCAUACGCUCAUUACACUUGAAUGGGCAGAAGUUGGACCUGGAGGAGAGGGCCAAGGUCACGUCUGGAGUCCGGCCGGGAUGCCCGGGCCAUUGUAGCACUUAUGGUGGCAUCUGCCACAACGGGGGCAAGUGCGUGGAGAAGUACAGUGGGUACUCGUGCGAUUGCACCAAUUCACCAUAUGAAGGGCCCUUUUGCAAAAAAGAGGUUUCUGCUGUUUUUGAGGCUGGCGCUUCAGUUACUUAUAUGUUUCAAGAACCCUACCCGGUGACCAAAAAUAUAAGCCUCUCAUCCUCGGCGAUUUACACAGAUGCAGCUCCAUCCAAGGAAAAUAUUGCGUUUAGCUUUGUGACAGCUCAGGCGCCCAGCCUCUUGCUCUACAUCAAUUCAUCUUCUCAGGAUUCCCUGGCCGUCCUGCUCUGCAGGAAUGGAAGCUUACAGGUUCGCUAUCAGCUAAGCAAGGAAGAGACCCAUGUUUUCAAUAUGGAUGCAGAGAAUUUUGCCAACCGAAGGUUGCACCACUUGAAGAUUAACCGGGAGGGAAGAGAGCUUACCAUUCAGGUAGAUCAGCACCUGCGACUCAGUUACAACUUUUCCCCAGAAGUCGAAUUCAGGGCCAGACGGUCACUCACCUUGGGCAAAGUCACAGAGCAUCUUGGAUUGGAUUCUGAAGUCGCCAAAGCAAACAUCAUGGGUUUUGUCGGAUGCCUGUCUUCAGUCCAAUACAACCAGGUAGCACCCCUGAAGGCAGCCCUGCGACAUGCCACCAUCGCACCUGUGACUGUCCAAGGGACCCUGACAGAAUCCAGCUGUGGCUCUGUGGUGGAUGUGGAUGUGAAUGCAGUGACCACAGUGGACUCUUCAUCAGAUCCCUUUGGGAAGACAGAUGAGCGGGAACCGCUCACCAAUGCAGUUCGAAGUGACUCAGCCGUCAUUGGAGGAGUGAUAGCAGUGGUGAUAUUCAUCAUCUUCUCUAUCAUCGGCAUCAUGACCCGCUUCCUUUACCAGCAUAAGCAGUCACACCGCACUAACCAGAUGAAGGAGAAGGAAUACCCAGAAAAUUUGGACAGCUCCUUUAGAAAUGACAUUGACUUGCAAAACACAGUGAGCGAGUGUAAGCGGGAAUAUUUCAUCUGAGAAACUGCAGGGUCACCUAAUAUUCUUUGGGUUGUUGUUAAAUUUUUUCUCCUUUCUCCUAUCUUUUCAUUUUGGUCAUCCUCCUUUUCUCAUUUGUUUGCCAAUUAUGUUUGGCACACCCCUGUAUCAACCACAGCAUCUAUCCUCUUGACCCAGCCCAGAAGACCAGGCAGCUAUGGCCACUGCCUUCCUUUCCGACAGAGUUGUGGUGGUGAUAGUGACCACUCAACAGACUGACUUUACUCUAGACAAAGAAGAGACACAUGGGUGUACAUGUGCAUAUUUAGUUCUAUACUUCCAGUUUCUAAGUAAGAUGCACUCUUUAGUUUCGCAGCCGUCCAGUCUUGCAUUAAACCUCAGGCUUAUGUUGAACCUGAGCUCUGUGACUUAGGCAUAUGACAGUCACCCUUGACAUCCUCCCCCAUCUCAAGUUCAUUCCUACCAAGGAACUCAGGGUAGAGAAAGAAGACGCUAAAAGCCUGGUUUGCUUCAGUGGCACUUUCAAAGGAUUAAGAGAGGUUUGUUUUGUGUUGCUUUUCCUUACCACAGGACGCCCAUUGCCCUAACCCAUCACCCUUUUUCACUUUGACUCUUCUCCCCUGAGUAUUUCAAAUAUAAAAUUCCUUAUAGUAGUGAGCCAUUCCUUUGCUCCUUUCAUGCCACUCUCUCCUGGGGCCGACACUUUAGAACUGCACACAAUAGCAUAAACCUAGGGGAAGCAUGGAAAAUCGUAUCUUGAAACUAGGAGGUAAAAAGAAAAGCUGCUAGGAAGUAGAUGUUCUAUAACUUCAAAAAUGCCUCUUCCAAUUUUGUAAGAAAUGUUAGCUAGGUUAUUUCUGGGAUUAUUAUACAAAGAUAUAUAUAUAUAUAUAUAUAUAUAUAUAUAUAUAAAUAUAUAUAUAAGUUGCUGCAACAUAAAGAAAUUCAAAUACAGGUCUAAAAUAGUACCUGGUUCCAUGAAGAGCUUUAAAAAUAAAAAUGAAAACAAAAAAUUUUAAAAAAACCAAAACUGCACGAAAGAAGAGAAAUAUCAAGCAGGAUUCUUCCCUUCUAUCUACUCACCAACGAUCUAGUGACUAAAGUGAAUGAAUGCAGGUGUCAUGUUUUCUAGCAGACACAAUGACCCACCUCUGUCCAUAGAGACAUUCUCUGGGAGGUUCAGGGCGUGCUGACUGGGGCAUUAUGGUUUCCCUGUUGAACCUUCACUGCUUAGUUUGAGAGGCCCUCUUAGGUUCUACAGUGAAUCACAUUUUAAAGUCAUCUAUAUUCCAUGUAUAUAAAGGCCCCCACACACAUCUUUUUGCAGGCAUAGACUCUCACAUGAGGUGAUGUGAAGUUUCAGGGUAUCUGUCCCUCCCGAAAACAAAGCAUCGAAGAAACAUAGUUAUUCCUUCAAGAAGGCAUCCCUAGCUCAUCCACGAGGUGGUAGUAAGAAUCCUAAUGAUUUUACUAUGGCGAUGGGUCUCACUCUGCCUCUGGGCCAUCUUGGGGAAAAAGAGAAGGGGAAAACAAUAUAAAGUCUCCGGUAUGCUGAAAAUACCAAUAUAAUGAUCCACAAAUGUGGAAAGUCCUUGCUGAUUCUCUUUACGAGACAGAUUCGGUUUGGGAAACAAUUACCACGUUGCAGUUUGCCAGCCUCAACAGUGAGCAGACAUUCCAUUUUCUUCUUAGUGUGUCUAUCUCCCCUGGCAUGGCCAGGCUCACGAUGAAGAACUCAUUAGCUCCGUCUCAUCUCAAAUCCGUUUCAGGCUUUCCUUUCAGGGUCUGAGCACGUGGGCAAGGAUCAGCUUGUAAUCAUAUUUAUCAACUUGAAGAUGUUGUUCUAAAUAUACAUUCUCUUCUUAAAACUAUCUGCAGAUUCUUAAUCACAUCAUCAUGAUAUCAUUUUGCUAGUAAAUGUAUUUAAAGGAUUCCAACGCUGGCAUCUUUGUUUUUUUGUUUGUUUGUUUUUUGUUGUUUUUUUUUUCUUCUAGCAUUUUUAAUAAGAUGAAUAAAUCAUCAAUAAGAGGAAAGAUCUUUAAAUAUUAUUUUCUCCUGCCCCUUCCACCCCUGUUUCCAAUGUUCACUUUUGAAUUGUUGAUUUCCAUAAAAAAGGCUGUAUAAAUCAGCCUCUUGCUGAUUUGGACUACGGGGACAUAGUCCUUUCUCCCCUCAAAUAAAAGUCACCACGAAGCACAGUAGGUUUAGCCUGAAGCGUCUCCAAUAAUGAAAUGGAAAGGCAAAGGAAGGUGUGAGGAAUAAAACUGGAACCCCUCAUUAUUCAAGUCUCUGAGAAGCAAGGACUAUAUUUUGCUGGCA
Messenger RNA from Panthera uncia (snow leopard), 4391 nucleotides. RefSeq names its product contactin associated protein family member 5 (gene CNTNAP5). NCBI's taxonomy places the organism in Eukaryota, Metazoa, Chordata, Mammalia, Carnivora, Felidae. The record is from RefSeq and is a predicted model, not a curated record. The transcript is spliced from 12 exons. Bases 12 to 2093 code for a protein of 693 amino acids.